This is a messenger RNA of Solea solea (common sole), 3645 nucleotides long. It is a transcript of the gene gart, whose product is annotated as phosphoribosylglycinamide formyltransferase. NCBI's taxonomy places the organism in Eukaryota, Metazoa, Chordata, Actinopteri, Pleuronectiformes, Soleidae. Gene Ontology annotation, molecular function: phosphoribosylglycinamide formyltransferase activity; phosphoribosylamine-glycine ligase activity; metal ion binding. Gene Ontology annotation, biological process: adenine biosynthetic process; 'de novo' IMP biosynthetic process. Gene Ontology annotation, cellular component: cytosol. The coding region runs from base 316 to 3366 and encodes 1016 amino acids. The transcript is spliced from 24 exons. The record is from RefSeq and is a predicted model, not a curated record.
AACUCCCAUGAUGCACCGGGCUGUUACACAGUGAGGAAGUUGAGGAGGAUCCCCAAAAGAGAGAGAGAGGGAAACAAAAAGUUUGAGGAGCAGAAAAAGGGCAUCCACUGUCACUGAGCAGACCGAGAUCAGACUCUUCUGACUGCUGUCCUCAACUGGACUCCGGCUAAUUCCAGCUUCUUUCGUACAACAGAAACGCAAACAGUUGAUUGGAUCCUUGUUAGCGUGGCACUACAAGAUAAUAUAAGACCCCAGGCCUCCGAAAAGGUCAGCGCUUACUCACGGCUUAGCAGACUCCCUUUCGUUAUAGGUGCCAUGGCAGAGCGGGUGCUGGUGGUUGGCGGUGGAGGACGGGAGCACGCACUGGCCUGGAAGUUGGCCCAGUCGCCGCAGAUCCAGCAAGUGCUGGUGGCUCCGGGCAACGCAGGCACGGCCAGCUGUGGGAAGAUCAGCAACUCUGAGGUGUCGGUGAGUAACCACGCCAUCUUGGCUCAGUUCUGUAAGGAUCAUCACGUGGGGCUGGUCGUGGUCGGGCCUGAGGUGCCGCUGGCAGCCGGUAUGGUCGAUGACCUGACGGCGGCCGGAGUGCCUUGCUUUGGCCCUUCGGCCAAAGCGGCUCAGUUGGAGGCCAGCAAGAGCUUUUCCAAGGCUUUUAUGGAGCGCCACGGUAUCCCCACGGCCCGCUACGGCUCCUUCACCGACGCCAAGGAGGCCUGCAACUACAUCCGCACCGCUGACUUCCCUGCUCUGGUGGUGAAGGCCAGUGGCCUUGCAGCAGGAAAGGGAGUCAUUGUUGCCAAGGACCAGGACGAGGCUUGUCAGGCUGUGAUGGACAUCAUGAAGGACAAAGCUUUUGGAGCCGCUGGGGACACUGUUGUGGUUGAGGAGCUUCUGGAGGGAGAGGAAGUGUCCUGUCUGUGUUUCAGCGACGGCUCCUCCGUGUCUCCGAUGCCGCCUGCUCAGGAUCACAAGCGGCUGCAGGAUGGCGACCUGGGGCCGAACACCGGCGGCAUGGGCGCCUACUGCCCAACCCCGCAGGUGAGUCAGGAGAUGCUGCAGCAGAUUAGAGAGACGGUCCUGCAGAAGACGGUGGACAGGAUGAAGGAGGAGGGAACUCCUUAUGUGGGUGUGCUGUAUGCAGGGCUGAUGUUGACCAAAGACGGGCCUAAGACGCUCGAGUUCAACUGUCGCUUCGGCGACCCCGAGUGUCAGGUGCUGCUGCCGCUGCUGAAGAGCGACCUGUAUGAGGUGAUCUUGAACACCAUGAACGGCAAGCUGGCCUCUGACGCCCCCGUGUGGCACCAGGACAGCUCUGCGGUCACUGUGGUCAUGGCCAGCCCUGGGUACCCCGGCUCCUACAAGAAAGGAGUGGAAAUCACAGGUCUUUCUCAGGCUCAGGACACGGGGCUGCAGGUUUUCCAUGCCGGCACAGCCUUAAAGGAAGGAGGAGGAGUGGUCUCCAGCGGCGGACGGGUCCUGACCGUCACGGCGGUCAGUUCAUCCCUGGAAGCCGCCUUGCGAUUAGCCAAUCAGGGUGUGGCUGCCAUCGGUUUCCCGGGCGCCGUGUACCGCCGUGACAUCGGCCACCGGGCCAUUGCCCACCUUAAUCAGCACAGAGGUCUGACCUACAAGGACAGCGGAGUGGACAUUGCUGCCGGUAACAAGCUGGUGGAGAUAAUCAAGCCACUGGCUAAAGCGACGUCUCGCACCGGGUGUGAUGCAGACCUGGGGGGCUUUGCUGGCCUCUUUGACCUCAAGGCAGCAGGAUUCGUUGACCCAAUCCUGGUUUCUGGGACAGAUGGAGUGGGAACUAAGCUCAAGAUCGCCCAGGCUUGUGGGCAGCACAGUGGCCUGGGUCAGGACCUGGUUGCCAUGUGUGUGAACGACGUGCUCGCUCAGGGCGCAGAGCCGCUCUUCUUCCUCGACUAUUUCUCCUGCGGCAGUCUGGACGUGGCUGUUGCGGCGUCUGUGGUCGGUGGCAUUGCUAAGGCCUGCGAGACGGCGGGCUGUGCCUUACUGGGAGGAGAGACGGCAGAAAUGCCCGGCGUUUACGCUGUAGGCGAGUACGACCUGGCCGGGUUCUGUGUCGGAGCGGUGGAGCGUGGCGCCCUGCUGCCCAGGCUUGGGGACAUCGCAGAGGGUGACCUGCUGAUCGGAGUGGCCUCAUCUGGAGUCCACAGCAACGGUUUCAGUCUGGUCCGUAAAGUGCUUGAGAAGGCCCACCUCGGCUACAGCUCCCCUGCUCCCUUUGGCAACACGGGACAGACUCUCGGUGACGUUCUGCUCACGCCGACAAAGAUCUACAGCCGCUUCCUCCUGCCCAUCCUGCGCAGCGGCGCCGUGAAAGCGUACGCUCACAUCACAGGGGGAGGACUCCUGGAAAACAUCCCUCGGGUGCUGCCGCAGGGGCUGGCGGUAGAUUUAGAUGCAUCUCGCUGGAGCAUCCCUCCAGUGUUUUCCUGGCUCCACAAGGAGGGGGCGCUGAGCGAAGAGGAGAUGGCCCGCACCUUCAACUGCGGCCUGGGGGCGGUGCUAGUGGUCGCGCCGCUGGACGCUCAGAGGGUUCUGCGCCAGCUUCAAGCCCAGGAGGAGGCCUGGAUCGUGGGCUCACUGGCCCACAAGCUGCCAGGAGGAGAAGCUGUGUUGGUCCGUAACCUGAGCAAUAGCCUGCUGAAUGCAGGAUCAGUCGUCGUGUGGGGAGAGAAGGGGGUCGAGCAAGAAAACAACGGCGACACCAGCACACCGCGCAAGAGGACCAGAGUGGCUGUUCUCAUCUCGGGCACAGGCACCAAUCUUCAGGCUCUGAUAGAGCAGGCCAAACACCCAUCGAGCUCGGCAGAGAUUGUUGUCGUCAUCUCCAACAGGCCGGGAGUUCAGGGCCUAAAGAGAGCGUCACUGGCUGGUAUUCAGACACGGGUGGUUGACCACAAACUGUACGGGAGCCGCUCAGAGUUUGACAGCACCAUCGACCGUGUGCUAGAGGAGUUCAGGGUGGAGCUGGUGUGUCUAGCCGGGUUCAUGAGGAUCCUCACAGGAACAUUCGUCAAGAAGUGGAACGGAAAGCUGCUGAACAUCCAUCCAUCCCUGCUGCCAUCUUUCAAGGGCGUUAAUGCCCAGAAGCAGGCUCUGCAGGCCCGGGUGCGGAUUACCGGCUGCACGGUCCACUUUGUUGCAGAGGAGGUGGAUGCAGGUGCCAUCAUCGUGCAGGAGGCAGUGCCCGUACUGAGCAGCGACACAGAGGAGAGUCUGUGCGACAGAAUCAGAGAGGCCGAGCAUCGAGCCUUCCCCGCCGCCCUGGAGCUGGUGGCCGGCGGCGCCGUCAAGCUCGGCGAGGACGGACACAUCGCGUGGAAGUCGCAGAGUUAAAUUUAACACUUUAUUCCAUAGAUCUCAUCUCGCUGUGAACAAUUAACAAUACAUUCUGUAAUAGAACAUCUUCGGAUUGUUGGGUCCAGUUCAGUUCAUUGGAUGGUACAAGUUUUUAGAUAAAAUAGGGAACAUUUAAUUAGAAGCGUCUUACUUGAAAGUGAAAUUACAUUCCAUUAAUUCCUUGUAUGAAAUGGCACCUUUAUGUCUGCACUGUAAAGCAUGAUGUCUGACUUGUAACACUAUCCAUAACUUGUAAGUAAAUGAUGAGUGAAUGAA